AUGGUUAAGUGUCCUGUUUGUAAUGAACCAAGGUAUAAGAAAGUUUUCAAUGAGGAGAGAAAACUUACUAAAGUUGCUCAAAAGACUUUAAGACACUUUCCAUUAAUUCCUAGGCUGCAGCUGCUGUACAUCGUGUCAUGGAUAGCAGAGCUAAUGCUUUGGCACUUUAGAGCUCAGUCAGAUAUCAAUGUUAUGCGGCAUCCUGUGGACUCCUCAGCUUGGCGAUGUGCUGAUAGCUUUUCGCCAGGGUUUUCUAAGGAGCCGCGUAAUGUGACCCUUGGGAUAUCAACAGAUGGUUUCAACCCAAAUGGGUGUUUCGGUACUAACCACAGUUGUUGGCCGGUAGUUGUCCAGCCAUACAAUCUCUUUCUUUCCUCGUGUAUGAAGCGAGAAUUCUCGAUAUUGGUGUUGUUGAUAUCUGGCCCAAGAGCACCAGGUAAAGAUAUAUAUGUUUAUUUAGAACCUCUGAUAGAAGAGUUAAUAGUGUUAUGGAAUGAAGGUGUGUUAACAUAUGAUAGCUUUAGCAAAACUGAAUUUGUAAUGAGGGAAAGGUUGUUAUGGGCAAUACACGAUUACCCUGCAUUAGGUACUUUAUCUGGAUGUGUAACGCAUGGGUACUUAGCUUGUCAUCACUACGGAGAAGGAACUCGUUCAGACUAUCUGCCGUUUAGUAGGAAAAUAUGUUAUAUGGGACACCGUAGAUGGCUUCCAAUAGGAAACAAAUUUCGAGAUGAUAAGACCAAUUUUGAUGGAGUUGUAGAGCAUGGUACAGCCCCAUGGCCACUAUCUGGCUUACAGAUUCAACAGAAGGUAGCUAAUUUGAAAACUAAACAUGGUAAAGGAAAACCACCAGCAGAACCAAGUAAGAAACGUAAACGGAGAGCUGCAGAGGACAACGACGAAGAUGUUGAUGCAGAAGAAGAGGUUCAGGACAGGUCGUUGUUUUCGCGAAGGUUUAUUCUAUAUGAUUUGCCAAACUGGGGAUCAAAUUCCAUCCGACAUAUUACAGAUGUAAUGCACACAGAAAAGAACAUAACUGAGCAUCUACUUAACACCAUAAUGGGAAAUGGCAAGUCGAAAGACAGUCCUGGUGCACGUCAAGAUCUGGAAGCUAUGGGGGUUAAAAGGAAAUUAUGGUUGAAAGUGGAUGAGGUGACUGGUAAAACCAUAAUGCCAGAUGGAGCUUUCUCAAUGUCAAGAAAGAAGAAAGUUGCUUUUUGUACAAUUCUGAAGAACUUAAGGGUGCCGAGCAAUUUCUCUUCCAAAUUUCGCAAUAGCGUCAACAUUAAUCCUCCAGAGCUAAGGAAUUUCAAGUCGCACGAUUACCACGUCACAAUGCAAUAUUUGUUGCCAUUGUUGGAUCAUGUAUCUACUUCAAUACCAAAAGAUCUGCGAGUUGCUCUUCUCCGUAUCAGUACAUUCUUCAGAAUUCUGUGUGCAAAGGUUAUCAACAGAGAACAUCUUAUAAGAGCUAAGGCUAGUUUGGUGGAAACCAUUUGUGUUCUGGAAAAACAUUUCCCUCCUUCUUUAAUGGUGCAUUUGGUCGAUGAAGCUUUAAUCUGCGGUCCGGUCGGAUUUAGAUGGAUGUAUCCCUUUGAGAGGCUGAUGAAAGGAUUCAAGGGAUUGGUGCGCAACAUGAGGUACAUUGAGGGUUGCAUCGCCAUAGGGUAUAUCACGCGAGAAGCUAGCUUAUAUUGCAUGGAAGAUGUGUCAGUAAAUGGUGAAGGUACUCACAAACAUACUCGGAAAGCUUUUUUAGAUGAUGACGAUGAGUUUGCUGAUGAGAUGUCGUUAAGCAAGCCUAAAAAUAUCACUUUGACUACGGUACAGUUUGAACAAGCUCGCAACUGGGUCCUAUCCAAGUUUGUUGGGAUAGAUGAAUGGAAAAGGAAGUAUGCUGCCUAUGUUAACAGUCGCAAGACUCAUGGUCCAAGAAAUCGUACAUCACAACAACCAUUGAAGAGUUUUCUGUUAUGGUUACGUGAUGAGUUGUUAGAAGCCAAUGAUGUGAAUUCAGUGCUUUGGCGACUAGUGCAGGGUCCUCUCUUCAAGCCACAGUCGUAUAAGAGAUACCAAGUUAAUGGUUUCUUUUUUUGUGCACAAGAUUCCGAUGAGCGAACGGUAACACAUGACAGUGGUGUCUCGAUGAGAGCAAUUACCAGACAUAGAGCGAAGUCUACGGACAGAAAUUACAUCGAAGCCGAAGUUGUCUAUUAUGGAAUCAUUAAAAAUAUUAUCAGUUCAAACUAUAUGGAAUUUGAAGAGACAGUUUUUUAUUGUGAUUGGAUCAGAGUUGAAGAUAAGACUAAUGGAUGCCAAGUUGAUCCAAACUCAUACUUGAUAAAGGUUAACUUGUCUAAGAUGAAAAGCAUUGAUAGAGUGCAGGAUGAACCCUUUAUUAUGGCUUCAGAAGCAACCCAAGUAUUCUACUCAACGGAUCUUUCACCCGAGGGAUGGUCUGUGGUCUUGCAUUCACCGCAGGGGUUAACUUCCUUAGUAGAUAACACUGAGAUACCCACUAUUAAUCAGUCUGUUUUUACUGAAAAUGAGAGUUUAGAAAACCAUAUAUGUGCUGAUUCCGUAGUUUAG
This is a messenger RNA of Papaver somniferum (opium poppy), 2589 nucleotides long. RefSeq lists its product as uncharacterized. The record is from RefSeq and is a predicted model, not a curated record. The transcript is spliced from 4 exons. The coding region runs from base 1 to 2589 and encodes 862 amino acids. Lineage: Eukaryota; Viridiplantae; Streptophyta; Magnoliopsida; Ranunculales; Papaveraceae.